Messenger RNA from Leptinotarsa decemlineata (Colorado potato beetle), 742 nucleotides. RefSeq lists its product as uncharacterized. Lineage: Eukaryota; Metazoa; Arthropoda; Insecta; Coleoptera; Chrysomelidae. Gene Ontology annotation, molecular function: DNA binding. The record is from RefSeq and is a predicted model, not a curated record.
CGGGUAGCGAAAGCGACCUCAUCGGAACGCUUUGGAACGAUCGGCAUAGCUGUCUUGUGUGUCUGUUUGUAUUUCCCAUAAAAACUUUAGCACAAAAUGUCUGAUGACGCUUCUCCCCCUCCGGCGAAACGUGGCCGAAAAUCAAAUGCCGAAAAAGCAGCAGCCGAAAAGAAUGACAAAGCAGUAGAAUCUAAGAAAAGGGCGAAAAAGGAAACAAAAGAAGUUGAAGAGGAUGGUGCAUCUGCAGUGAAAAGAGGCAGGGGCAGGCCAAAGGGCACCACAAAAAAGAAGGCAGUAGCAAAACCCAAACCUAAAGCAGCAGGACGUGGACGUGGCAGACCAAAGAAAAAGGAUGAGGAACCCAAAGACUCCGAAGAAGAAGAGGGUGAGGAAAAUGAGGAAGGAGAGGAAGAAGAUGAUUAAACUAGUUUAGUUUAAGGACAAAUGGAUUCACGUCAACCUUAGAGUCUCGGUUGUUAUUUACUUUGUAUAUUAUUUCGAGGUCAUGUUCAUUUCUAGAAUAAUCAUUCCACAUGUUUCGUGCCAUCACUUUGAAAUCAUCCUAUGUUUAUUUAAGUUUUAUAGGGUUGACUGUCCUACAAUAAAUUAGUUUGUAAGUUAUGUAAUUAAUAUCCUAGAUAUUUAUAUUGAAAUUAGUCUGAAUUUGUGUUUUCGUGUCUUGUAAGAUCAUCUGAUCACUGUCUAUCCAUGAAAUCUGGUUCAAUAAACUUCUAAAUUUUCA